This is a messenger RNA of Zingiber officinale, 930 nucleotides long. Its product is annotated as zinc finger BED domain-containing protein RICESLEEPER 2-like. Gene Ontology annotation, molecular function: DNA binding. The coding region runs from base 1 to 930 and encodes 309 amino acids. The transcript is spliced from 2 exons. The record is from RefSeq and is a predicted model, not a curated record. Lineage: Eukaryota; Viridiplantae; Streptophyta; Magnoliopsida; Zingiberales; Zingiberaceae.
AUGUGUUUGCUUGAGUGGGGUAUUGAUAAUGUGUUUACAAUUACAGUUGACAAUGCUAGUUCAAAUGAUGUAGCGAUCACAUACUUGAAAGAAAAAUUUGCUAAUUGGGAAAAAUGUAUUUUGGGAGGAAAAUGGACACAUGUUCGUUGUGUUGCACAUAUUAUGAAUUUAAUUGUUCAAAAUGGGUUGAACCACAUUGGGGAAUCUGUUGAACGUGUUAGGGUUGCAGUUAAAUAUGUUAGGCAGUCCCCAGCAAGAAUUAAAAGUUUUAAAAGUUUUGCUGAAAUUGAGAAAUGCUGUAGCACUAAGAAUUUGGUGCUUGAUGUCCCUACAAGGUGGAAUUCGACCUAUUUAAUGUUGGAAACAGCCCAAGCAUAUGAAAGAGCUUUUAGUAGAUUUGAUGCUGAGAAUUUACAUUUUAGGGAAGAUCUUGAAAAUACCGGGGUGCCUAGAAUAGCGGAUUGGAAGAAUGUUAGGAGGUUGAUUGGUUUUCUUGAACAUUUUUAUGAUCUUACUUUGAAAGUUUCAGGGACAAAGAAUGUGACUGCUCAUUCUUUUUUGGAUGACAUAGCUUGUAUUGUUGUUGUAUUGAAAAAAUGUCUCAAUGAAGCAGAUGAUGUUGGCCUUAAAGACAUGACAAAGUUUAUGAAAUCAAAGUUUGACAAAUAUUAUGGAGUGAUUGAAAAAAUGAACAUGUUAGUUGUUGUUGCUUCUGUGCUUGAUCCUAGGAAUAAGUUUGAAUAUCUAGAAGUUUUGUUUACUGAUGUGUAUGGAAAGGUGGAUGGAUCAUCAAUCGUUCAAAUUGUCAAAGAAUCAAUGAAUGAUUUGUAUGAUGAAUAUAUGAGAAUUCAUGCUCUACAUAAUACAACUCAUUCAUCUACUUAUGAUCAUUCUUCGUCUUCAUCAUCACUGGGAAAAGUUCAGAAAUGA